Molecule: messenger RNA, 2122 nt
Organism: Thermothelomyces thermophilus ATCC 42464
Lineage: Eukaryota; Fungi; Ascomycota; Sordariomycetes; Sordariales; Chaetomiaceae
Exons: 1
Coding region: 641-1885 (414 amino acids)
Biological process (GO): regulation of DNA-templated transcription; aflatoxin biosynthetic process
Cellular component (GO): nucleus
Molecular function (GO): DNA binding
Source: RefSeq, a predicted model, not a curated record
CAAAAACUCGUCAUAAUUACCUUGACCCUUCCACAAGUGCUCAUAUUUUCACUAUCACACAAUGUUAAAAACCCAGGUCCGACGCUCUCCCGGCCAGCCCACCUUUCCGAGCCAACGCAAGCUACGGGAUAGCUGCACAGACUGUGCAAGCUCCAAGGUCAGAUGCGGCAAGGAGAAGCCAACCUGCUCCAGGUGCGCUCGCCGAGGCGUUGCCUGUGUCUACUUGGUGUCACGGCGGACGGGGCGCACAGCAUCGAUUGCGUCCAGAGCAGAGGCCGCUCGGGCAUGGGCAGACGGUGACCGAGGCGGGACGGCCCGCACCCUCGCCCUCUCCAGGAGGGACCAUCGCAGCACGAUGGGGUCCAUUGCUAGCGGCCGCCUUGGCGUUUCCGGGAACGGGGGUCGGCUGAGCGGCGCCGGAUCACCGGGGCAAAAGGUUGCCACACCUUUCUCCUCUCAAUCCGAUGUUGGCCCGCCCAAGCCGGCUAUAGGUUCUGCGGGAUCUGGUCUAAUGGGGUCGGAUGCUGAUCCAUGGAGUUGCGUCUUCACCUCCGGAACAUUACUCCCAGGCCCAUCCCCGCCACUCACAGCUGCCGGCGCUGACUCCUUGGACUUCAUUGACAUCGGUCUAACAUCCCCCAUGAUCUUCGACGAGCAGGACCUAUGUCCGGUCGGGUCUGAUUCCCAGACGGCGACGACUACCCCCGACCUCUUCGACGACCUGUCCGCCUCCGUCUCGAACCCGGGACUCUCCCUCUCGGACACUCACGGGCUGAACCUCGACUGCGCCCCGCCGACCGGCAGCGCUCUCGGCCGUGACCUCUGCCGGUCAAGCUGCUGCCUCGCCACCAUGCUGGAGAUGCUGAACCAUCUCUUCCCGAACGCUUCGUGUCGCUGCACCUUCGCGGCAUCCCGCGAGGGUUCGGACGACUAUUUCACGUGUCACGGCCGAACCACGGACGUGGUCCUCUCGGAAAACCGGCGAAUCAUCCAGACCCUCACCAGGAUCCUCAAGUGCGAGUGCUCCCACGACGAAUACAUCCUCUCCAUUACAGCCCUCGUGGUGCUCAAGGUAAUGGCAUGGUACUCGGCCGCGGCCGCUGCCCAAGACGACGAGCCCGCACCCCCGCCCACGCCGACACCGACGCCGACGCCGACGUCAACCGCGACGCCCGCCUCGCGCCCCUCGCCAACGUGCCCCAUGGGGUCGCAACACCCGAGACCCGUCCCCUCCCCCUCACCCGCCAGCACAGAACCAGCAACGCCCCCGACCGCCAUCGAGCCGCUCCAUCACCCAUCGGGAGGCACUCGCUCGCCGGUCGCCUGCUCCGCGUGCUCGUCCCGGGCCCCGCUGGCGGAACGGGUGGUGCUGCAACAACAACAACACGGCGCCGAGAACCACGCGGACGACGGCGGUGACGACGACGACGACGACGAAGACGUGGACGACGUGGACGACGACGGAGACCACCGACAUUUCCACUUGCACUACCACCGCGGCCGCCCGCCGGCGCAGCUGGUGCUCGGCGAGCUCCACCGAGCGCAGAGACUGGUCAACGCGCUGGCGGCGCGGCUCAAGGCCGUCCGGGUGCGUGCCACCACCACCACCACCACCACCGUCCCCACCGCAGGGACAGGGGCAGGGGCGGGGAUGCGGACCGGGAGUGGGAUAGCUAGUAGCGGCGAUGGAGGGUCGGCGCUGGCGUGUGAAGGAGAAGGGGGCGGCGCUACAGGGGGUGACGAGAACCUCGAUCGCGGUGCGGGAUCCGCCGCGAAACGGAUGCCGCCGCUGUCCGGGCCGACCUUUGGGGGGCUGGAGGAGGACUUGAGGCGGAGGAUGAGGGUGCUGUGGAGCGAGACUGUUGAUGUGUUGCGGAGGGGCUGAUGAACACAACCGGGCCAGGGUGAUGGCGGUUUCGCGUGAGAGGCCGUGGGAGGUUUCGUGCUAUGUGCAUUUGUAUGGGUGGCUGAAAAACAGUAACUAUGGCGGACAAUCGGGGCAGGGUAAUAAGUUUCAAAAAAAAAAAAAAAAAAAAAUAGACGUUUGGGGUCAUCUAUCUGUGGUGGUCGUGGAACGGUUCAACACAUCCGAGUUACCUAGGUACCUUCGGAUAGGGAACUC